Melampsora larici-populina 98AG31 is the source of this 972-nucleotide messenger RNA. RefSeq lists its product as uncharacterized. NCBI's taxonomy places the organism in Eukaryota, Fungi, Basidiomycota, Pucciniomycetes, Pucciniales, Melampsoraceae. The record is from RefSeq and is a predicted model, not a curated record. Bases 1 to 972 code for a protein of 323 amino acids. The transcript is spliced from 5 exons.
AUGUUUACAGGUUCAAAUCAAAUUGCUUCGGGUCAACUUUUAGGUUCAGAUACUUCUGGUAUUUUAAAUAUAAGUGAUGCAUUUCCAUUACCUUCUGGGUGUCUUAUGAGAGAUACAACUGAAGGAGAUGAAACUAAAGGUACUAAGAUGGCUUCUAGAUAUGCUUCUUCAAUCUUACCAAAUUUAUCGGCUUUAGGUGCAGAUGCAAAUAUAGUAUGGUUUUGUUGUUCUACAAUCAAUUCUCAGCAUUUAGCUACACCUGGUUUUAUUGAAACUUUCAUUUCAAUUCAAAUCGGCUCGACUUCUACUACACCUACAUCAAAAUCAUCUGUUAAAUCAAAAGUUUUGGCUGGUAAAGAAUUAGCUAUCGUUUAUGAUUUAGCUAGUUCGGCCACGGCACGAAUGGAAAAUCAAUUCACAAAAAUCUUACAAGAAAUCCCUCUAACAAUUCAAUCUUCAGCAUUAUUAACUGCAUUCUCAGCCACUUUCAUCUCACCUACAUCAGAAUCGAUUCAAAGUUUGAUCGUUAGUACGAACCAAUGGGGAACAACUACUGAAUCUAAUCGAUCUGAAUUAUUAUCAAAUCAUUUACCUUCAUUCUCUCCAUUAAGUUUACCCUUUUCUCAACAUUCGGAUUCACCUACUUCAAUGUUAGAUACACUUUUAACGGUCAUGAAUUCAAUUGAGGUUCAUAAUAUGGCUCUUAGUACUCUUAGUUUUCAGUCUCGUCAAUUGGCUAGAGAUCGAGCUAAACUUGGAAGUGUAAUUUUCAAAAGGAAAGCUGAGAAUGAGGUUCGGGUUCAACAAGGUUUACCUCCUUUACCUCCUUCAUCUGAAGAGUCUGCCUUACAAGAACCAACUAGAUUAGAAACCAUGUGUGCUUUAUCAGGUGUAGAUGGAGCAGCUAAGAAGCUUUGUGAGACUGGUGGAUUGGGUGGUAUUAGAGCAUUUGGAGCUAAAGCUGGAGUUUAA